Hymenoscyphus albidus is the source of this 543-nucleotide messenger RNA. NCBI's taxonomy places the organism in Eukaryota, Fungi, Ascomycota, Leotiomycetes, Helotiales, Helotiaceae. The record is from the annotation of a GenBank genome assembly.
AUGAGAGAAACGUACGCACCACUUCUGCUCGAACGAAAAGCAAGUAAACUACGCAAAAGCACGGGAAACACCUCCCUCAAGGUCGAACCAGCAUCCUCAACUCCCAUCUCCGCCACUGAAUUAUUCUGGAGAACCGUCACUAGACCCUCAAAGAUGAUUCUCUACUCCCCAAUCAUUUUCUCCUUGGGGAUCUACACCGGUAUCGUAUUCGCUUACCUCUAUCUGAUGCUCGUCACUUUUACAGAAGUGUACGAGCAAAAGUAUGGAUUUGGAAUAGGAGUCACGGGUUUGACAUCUCUCGGUAUGUGGCUCCUUCUCAAUAUUGAAGAUCUAGUAAAUACUCUCGUAAGUCUCCUAAUAUUUACAGGUCUUGGUGUGGGAUGCUCCAUCGGAAUGAUAGGUUUCGGCACCGCCUCCGACCGAAUAAUGAAACGGCAAACCACACGCGGAAAACCAAACAUCCCAGAAAACAGAUUAAUCACCAUGAUCCCCGCCGUCGUGAUGUUACCCGUAACGUACUUCAUAAGGAGUCCGGAUUUAUAA